AUGCAUAUUUUUAAGCUAUACCUUUUACUCUCUCUUUUAAUCACAUGCGCCUUCAGUAAAGGCGGCGGUGGUGGCCGUGGCGGCGGCGGCGGUGGUGGUGGUGGAGCAAGAGGUGGUGGUAGUAGUGGUGGUGGCUCAAGAGGAGGAGGCAGUGGUGGCUCUGGUGGUGGUGCUGGUAGCAGGGGUCCUGGAGCAACAACCGGUGGCUCUUCGGGUGCAACUACACCACGUUCAGGAUCCGUAUCAAAUGCUGGAAGUUACCAAUUCCCAUCUGGAAGCAGAGGUUUUACUAAAGGAGGUUAUGGCGGCUAUACAAGCUAUGCACCACCUCCAGCACAAUUUGCCAAUACACGAAGUGGAUUUACCAACUAUCGACCCACUUAUACUGGAGGUUAUGGUGUAGGUGGACAACGUAGCGGCUGGGUGGGAGCAUACAAUCCUGGCAUUGUCUAUUGGGGACUGAUGCCAGCAUUCUUCUUUGGUGGUUACUGGUGGGCCUAUCAUCGUUACAACAGCCAUGAUGGAAACUACUAUGCACCCGAAUUGAAUAUUGCUGGAACCGGUACAUCCAAUGUUGUUCUCAAUGGCACAGAGUUUACCAGCGAUGAGGACAACUAUUACUACACAUUCAAUAUGACAACGGGUUAUACAUACCCCAUGGCCGAUCAUGGCUUUUUCGCUACAUCAGAUUCCAGUGCUAACCCAGCCGAUUUUGCAUUCCGUCUUGCGUUUGGUCACAUUGUCGAAUUUGAAGAUACCAACCAAAACGGCUUUUACGAUGAUGGCGAGAGAUUGCUUGCAGUAACGUCUCUUGCCAAUGCACCAUGGCAACCCUUAUCAGUACAAAAUCAAAGCAUGCCUGCCAACAAUAGUCAAACGUAUUACGAGAUCACAACCGUUGCACGUAACAUGUCACGCGGUGGAGCACAAGGUGGUGGUGGAUCACCCUUCGAUGUUUAUUUAACAUGGCGUUCAAGCAAUCUUCAAAUCAAUAUGACCGAAGGUGUGCCGAUUCAACCCAAUUCGUUGCAAUACAACUUGUCGUUGGCUGGAUAUCCUAUCAACACUGAUAAUGGUAAUGCACGCUUGGCUAUUGGUCAAUGGCUUAUUACAUCCCAAGAUACACCCGUGGUAUUCGAUGUGAAUACUACAACACCUAUUGAUGUUGCUCGUCAAAUCAAGACCAAUGAGACUUAUGGUGCAUCCAUUGGUGCUUAUUCGGAUGCAAGACUCGAGUAUGAGCCAACAGUCAAUAUUACACCCGUUGCCAAUCCACCUAGCAACAUCUCUUUGGAUUCAGAUGGCAAUACAGCAACCUGGAUUUGGGGUGAUUCGCCACAACGCACUAACAAUUUGCUGCUUGUUUCAUUGCCAUGGGAUAAUGCUACCACCUCUCCUCGAUUAUCCGGAUUUGGUUUCUUGGAUGUCAAUGUCAUGAGCUCUUACGCAUCUUCAGCAUCACCUUCGCCCGUGUCAUCUACAUCAUCCGCCAAGUUGAUGUCACGUGUAUGGCUUACCAUUGGCAUUGCUACAUUUGCUUGCCUGUACUUGCAUUAA
Molecule: messenger RNA, 1557 nt
Organism: Lichtheimia ornata
Lineage: Eukaryota; Fungi; Mucoromycota; Mucoromycetes; Mucorales; Lichtheimiaceae
Exons: 5
Coding region: 1-1557 (518 amino acids)
Source: RefSeq, a predicted model, not a curated record